This is a messenger RNA of Malania oleifera, 4466 nucleotides long. RefSeq lists its product as uncharacterized. Gene Ontology annotation, cellular component: clathrin vesicle coat; membrane. Gene Ontology annotation, biological process: endocytosis. The transcript is spliced from 3 exons. NCBI's taxonomy places the organism in Eukaryota, Viridiplantae, Streptophyta, Magnoliopsida, Santalales, Ximeniaceae. The coding region runs from base 369 to 1214 and encodes 281 amino acids. The record is from RefSeq and is a predicted model, not a curated record.
AAUGUAUAUAAAAUGAAAAGCCAAAAACCCUGGGGGUUGAUGAGAUGGGAAGGGACCAAUCAUCAAUUUAAUACGACUCCGCUCCCGUUCUGAUCAUAUCAUCGUUCAAUCUGCGUAAUCCAUUUCCAUUUUCCAAAUUCCAUAACAGUUGACCUCUCACAUACACUCUCCUUCCAACCCACGUCUCCCUCCUCUCCUCUCUCUCUGCAACUCUCUCAUUGAGAAUUUGGUCGAUACCUUCCCCUACCCUCGUCCCAAACCUUCAACGUCCACCUGCCCCCAAUCCGCCAGAUUCCAAAUUCUCCCCAUUUUCAAGAUUUACUGCUAGGAACAGCCCAGAAGAGCUUUGCACGAUACACUGAAUAAUCAUGUCGUUUGAGGAGGGAGAGGAGCAUUUCGAGCACACCCUUUUGGUUGUGCGCGAAGUUUCCGUCUACAAGAUCCCGCCGCGCACCACCAGCGGCGGCUACAAGUGCGGCGAGUGGCUGCAGUCCGACAAGAUCUGGACCGGCCGCCUCCGGGUGGUCUCGUGCAGGGACCGUUGCGAGAUCCGCCUGGAGGAUCCCAACACCGGCGAGCUCUUUGCCGCGUGUUUCGUCCACCCCGGCCAGCGCGACAGCUCCGUCGAGACUGUCCUCGAUUCUUCACGAUACUUUGUCUUGAAGAUCGAGGACGGCUGCGGCAAGCACGCCUUCAUCGGUCUGGGCUUCGCCGAGCGCAACGAGGCCUUCGAUUUCAACGUCGCAUUGUCCGAUCACGAGAAGUACGUCAGGAGAGAGCACGAGAAGGAGGCCGGCGAGCCCAGCGAUGAUAAUCACAUUGAUAUUCAUCCCGCUGUGAAUCACAGAUUGAAGGAAGGCGAAACUAUCCGGAUAAACGUAAAGAACAAAUCAUCUAGUGGUACCGGCAUGCUUUCAUCUGCUGGUUUGUCAGGAGGGCUUUCUGUUGCUGGAAAGCCAAAAGCACUGGGGCUUGCCCCACCACCUACUGGGCUAGGGAAGAUUAGGUCUCCUCUCCCACCACCACCUAAUGAUCCUGCUGCUUCUCGGAUGACUUCUGCUGGUCAUAUUCUCAAGGGGUCUAAGGAAAAUGUGAAGCGUGCUAAUGAUCCUCUCUCAGAUCUUUCCCAACAUGAGAUCCUUAAUGCUGGCCCUGCUCCAGAGGGCUUCCGAUCUUUGAGAAUGAAGGAAAUUGUCAGGUUGAGGAAUAGGUAACUAGUGUUAAAGAUGAUGCUAUUUUGCUCACUUUUGCCUUUCCAGCGAAGGAAUCUAGUGAAAAGGAUAUUGAAGCUCCAGAUCUUAUGGACAUGGUGGGCAUUUGGUUAUGGGCUCAGGAAGUUAAGAUUGGAUUGUGGGAAGAGUAAGCUGAAAAAGAGUUUGAAAUGUUGUAUAGAAUAUGAUGGGAAGAGAAUUAAUCUCUUUGAAAUGUUCUAUACUCCUAUAAACUGAGAUGGGAAGUUUUUGAAAAGAAGAUCUUUGACUUAUUUGUGUUAGGUUUUUUUUGUUUUUAUUUUUUUUAUUUACUUUUAGGUUUUAUUUUUUUGAGGUUGUCGUCCCCUCGCCUGGUUUUUAAUUUGUUUUCACUUAAUAAAUUUAUUUGGUUAUCAAAAAAAUUUUAGCAAAAAAAAAAUGUUAUUUAUAUAAAUAUUUGACCCAAUAAAAUGUAAAAUGUAAAAUAUAUUUUGUAUAUACAUAUUAUAUCUUGCAGUUUGGUUCUAUUUGCAAUUUAUAUAUAGUAAAAUGUAAAUAAAGAUAUAUAUUACCAAAAAAAAAAGUAAAAUGUAAAAUAUCUCUUAUAUACACAUAUUAUUGCUUGCUAUUUUCCUUUGUCCAAGUAAUCAAGAUGAACCAAACUGUGCUGUGUUUUGAAGCGAAUUAGACUAAAAAUUGCAGUUUGGUCUGAUUUGGUUUAUGGUUUAAAAGAAAUGGUGCACACCAAUAGUCCCUCUUUCAAGCUGUAGAUAAAAAAAAAGUAUUUUUUUUUUGUUUUUUGCAAUCUCCUUUAGAGUCAAAUCUGGCCAAAUUGUGUACUAGACUGAAAAUUGUGGUUUGGUUCAGUUUGUUUACAGUUUAAACUGAAUAAUGCACACCACUAGUCCAUCUUUUGAUUGUAGAUAAAAGACUAGAGUAUGAAUAUCUAAAGUUAUAUAUAAAAUUUUAUAUUUUGUAAAAUUAGAUGCAAGGACACAGCAAAUCUUUGAAAAAUAAUGCAUGAUAUGACAUGAGUGCUCUAAUUUAUACUGUGCAAAAUGUUAAAUUUAAUAUUGAUAUCACAUUGUAUAUAAAAAAUCUAAUAAAUUCUUAGUACAUGACUUCUUCCAAAUAAUGAGUUUAUUGCAAUUUCUAAAUUGUAAUUUGCUACCUAGAAUUUUUAUAAUUGUUAUUUUUUUUAUUUACUUAAUGAUUGAUUAAUGAGUUUUUAUUUUAAAUAUGUUUAAAUUAUAUUAUUUUAAGGGUACUUCUAGGUCAUCAAUUUUAUUUUAAAAUUUUAUUGUUAGGCAGUUAUGUUAUUAUUUAUCUCAAUGACAUUAGAUACUUCACAAUAAUUUUAGAAGACUUGAGAAGAAUUUACCUAUUUUAGGUUUAGAAAACAACAACAAGAGGCCGCAAGUCAAUUAGAUGCGGUCGGCUAUAUGAAUAUUUUUUGCCAAUUUAUCUGAUCGAGUUCAUUUUCCUUUGUUAACUUAAGAGUUAUUAAAUCCUUCCUCACUGCCACAUUCCAAGUCAUAUUAGGUCUUCCCCUACCCCUUUUCAUACCAGAAACAAUGACUAACUCCUCCUCACAUGUGAUCACCUAGGCCUGUGUUUCAAAUACCCAAAUCAUAUAAGCUGCUCCUCCCUGAUCUUGUCUUCGACUAGUGCUCUGCUUAGUUUAUUGUGUAUAUGCUUGGUCCUUAUUUUAUCUUUUAGUGUUAUACCCCUCAUCCACCUUAACAUUCGGAUUUUGGACAACAUUUUCUUUUUGUGCAUGUUGUAAAAAAGUAAAAUAAAUUAUGUUUAUGUUAUUUUUUAAUCAAAUUGAUAUUUUUGGGUUCAAACCUUAACCUAUUUAAAAUAAACUUUCUAAAUGCAAUUUCAUCCAAUUUUAUUGAAUCUCAUCUCUUUUAGAAAUGAUUUGCUCCUACAUUUAAAAGAUAAUAAUAUUUUUUCUCUACAAAAUAAUUUAGAGUAUUUGUACUUCAUAUAUGGUAUGUAUAUGUACUAGUUUUUUCUUAAAACUAAAAUGGAGUUUCUUCCUUAGGGUCAAACAUUAACUUAUUUAAAAUAUACUUUCUAAAUGUAAUUUCAUCGAAUUUUAGUUGAACUUACAUUUUUUUAAGAAUGCUUUGUCUUAUUUUUGAAAUAGAAGCAUACUUUUAUCCACAAGAUGAUUUUCAUUGUUCGUACUUUUAUAUAUAAAAUAUAGAUUGUUGCCGUCCUCAUCGUCAUCACUAUUAUUAGUACUAAUAUUCUUUAUUAUUAUUAUUAUUAUUAUUGUUAUUUGUAGUAGUAGUAGUAGUAGUAGUACUGCUGCUAUUAUUAGUUUUGUAGCCUGGGUUGCAUGUGUGUUGAUGCUUCGUGUGUAGUCUUAUAUGUGAUAAUUAUCAUCUUCUUGUUGGAGCAAAGCUGCUUAUUACUUCAAUCUGGCAGCAUGAAACCAUUGUAAUGGGUUUAUUCUUCAUAUGUGCUGCACUUCAAUGAACUGUUUUAUGAAUGCACAUGCUUCUCUGGUCAAACACUUGGCAUUAUUAAUCAGUUUGUGUUUUACCAAGACUGAAGAAGCAUUUUUAGAAGCGAGCAAUUAUGUUUAUUGUAUAUUUGCAGAGGAACCUUCCUUCUACAGCUGGAUCAGUAUCAACUAAGACCACAGCAUCAGGAUGGGCUGCUUUUUGAAUUUGCAAGGAGGAUGUGUUGGAUAUGACUAAGAUCUUCAUUUGUUGUUUUCUUUGGAAAGAAAGAGAAUGAAAAAAAAAAAAAAAAAAAGGAGAAAAGAAAAAUGAACAAAGCGUGGAAGCAUGAGGCACCAAAUGUUUUGAUGCUGAGAAAUAAUGUUUACUGGAGUAUGUUGAUAUGUAUCUUUGUCCUGCUUGAACUCAAUUUUAUUUAUAUACAGAGAAAUUUAUUUUUUCCUUUUUUGAAUUUUGGUUGAAUGAAGAUGCAAAUUGUGGAUGAUUGAGGAGCAUUGUACAUCUAUGGCCUCUCUUUCAGCCUGAGAUGAGAUUUGCACCAAAAAAUGAGCUUCAUUGUGACUGAAGAACUGAUUUUAGCUUUCGUGGGCUCUGUUUCAGCAUAGAAGUGUAUCUCUUGUUGUACAGGUUCUGGCCCUUCUCCAGUGAUUCAGGCAUAUAAGAACAUUGAAAACCCUGAAUCAUUUCAUAUAAUGCUCUGUUCAAUAUAAUUUGUCAUGCACAUGGAUCGAACCCAUUGAAGGUGUUGUAGUUUGAGGUUCCAUUUCUUGAAUGAUUAUUGCAUAUAUUUAAUGCCCUC